Labrus bergylta (ballan wrasse) is the source of this 2777-nucleotide messenger RNA. RefSeq names its product transmembrane protein 151B. NCBI's taxonomy places the organism in Eukaryota, Metazoa, Chordata, Actinopteri, Labriformes, Labridae. The record is from RefSeq and is a predicted model, not a curated record.
AAAAUAAGAGCGUUGACAAACAUAACGUGAUAUGAACGACGGAGCGACCUUUCCUCGAACACUUCGCCGUCUUCCGCCCUUAAACCAUCAAGUAGGGUGGUUUAACUGCUAGAGGGACACCAAUCUUCACUGACUGCAUGAUGGUCAACCUCUGCUGCCUGUGCUGCGGUGAAAUCCCUCAACCCCGCCCCCCUCCAUCAUCCAGCCAACAGGGACCACCGAGGGAUCCCCGCUCCGUGCAGCAGCAGCAGCAGCUGCAGCAGCAGCAGCCCGCUGGCUCCGGCCCAGAAGCUGUGCGGCUUAAGGAGGCACACAAAAAAGAAGGUUCAAACGGAGGUAACAGAGCAAGUGAAUAGGAGAGUUUGAGCUCACAACGGACAUGCGAAAAGUGCAGCAUGCUCUCUUCCGAUCUGGACUCUGCAGCGGAGGACACAGCGGCCAGCGCUGCCAAUGAUGCUGAUGGAGAGGAGCAGGAGGAAGAGGAGGAGGAGGAGGACUCACCGGCUGAGAGUGAUGUCCUGGAGGAGCAGUGUCCAGUGAAACAGUCUCUAGGUGCUUGUGUCUACCGGGACUCCCACUGGCGCUGCCUGCUGCUCUCUCUGCUCAUGUACAGCUGCUUGGGCGUUGUGUUCUGGUGCCAGGUGACUCGGGUCACCAAGAUCAGCUUCAACCCGGCCCUCACGGCCUCCUUCACGGCCUCCUUCACCUCCUCCCUGCGUGGGGCAACAGGUAUGGGUGUCGGAGGACACUCGAUGAUCUACCAUGACAGCCCCUGCUCUGAUGGCUACAUCUACAUCCCUCUGGCCUUCCUGCUCAUGCUUUAUGUCCUCUACCUCGCCGAGUGCUGGCACUGCAGAGCCCGGAGCGAGCUGCAGGUCAAAGCCAACGUGGACAGCGUGUACGAGCGCGUCCUGCGGAUGCAACAGGCCCAACCUUGCAUUUGGUGGAAAGCGAUCAGCUACCACUUUGUACGAAGGACUCGACAGGUCACCCGAUACCGCAACGGAGACGCCUACACCACCACACAAGUGUACCAUGAGAGAGUGAACACCCAUGUAGCUGAAGGGGAGUUCGAUUACAGCCGAUGCGGUAUGAAAGACGUGUCACGAGACCUCAGAGGUUUGGAGGGCCAUUCGGCGACUCGGCUUCGAUUCACGAAAUGUUUCAGCUUCACCGAGGCUGCUCCGGAAAAUGAAUACCUCAACCAGAGAGCCAGGUUCUUCUCUGAGAUUGAGGGUUUGGACGAUUACAUGGAGGCGAGGGAGGGGAUGCAGCUGAAGAACGUGGACUUCAGAGAAAACCUGAUUGCCUAUGUGGACCCAGAGAGGAUGCCUUGGUACAAUUCCGAUGCUGUCUUCUGGCUGGCGGCUCUCCUGAUGCUGUCCUGGCCACUGCGGGUGCUGGUAGAGUACCGCACUGCUUAUGUGCACUACCGUAUAGAGAAACUGUUUGGGUUGGAGUACAGCCACAGCAGCCCCUCUCCUCAGGAUGAAGACAGGCCUUCCAGAAAUAACACCGGCUGUGUUAUUCCCAGAGUCGACACUCUGGACAGCACAGAGAUGGAGUGGCACAUUCGCUGUAAUCGUCAGGUGAUUCCCAGCUACUCUGAGGCCAUGCUGAUCAACAUGAGCACGGCAGACUCCAACUCAUUACAGGACACAGAAAACACUUCCUCCUCAAACUGCUUCCUUCUGGAUUCCACUGCUCAGAGCUAUGGCGCCCUCCAAAGCCAGGACGACCCAGAGAGACGCAGCGAGCCAAGCCGACAAGGAGGCAGGAGAAGGAGCCAGGACGACCCCGAGAGACGCAGCGAGCCAAGCAGACGAGGGGGCAGGAGGAGAACCAUCACCAGCUCCAGCUGCUCCUCCAUCUUCUCCUGCCGUGGAGCUCUUUUCCACUCCCACCUGUCUUCAGACAUAUCCCGCUUCUCCCUGUGCCGCAUGUACGGCUCGCAUCGCUCCGUGGCUCCGUGGAGGAGUCGCAGCAGCGAUCUGACAGAGCCAUGCUGUGUGGAUGAGCAGUGCUGCAGGUCAGACUCAAGCCAACUUGCACUCAGCGACAGCCCUCCCACUUACAGGGACGCCCGGUUCUUCCCUGUUCUCAUCGUGCAUCGGUCCGAGGGCUGUAGCAGUGAGGACGGGAGGGAAGUGAGACGUUACUACAUACGAAGGGGGUCGUCCUGUGUGGAGACAGCCCUGUAAUGACAUGUAAGGAUGGAUCCCACUCAGGAGUGUCAAAAAUCAAUGAGUCUUCAAAUGAAAUUGCAAUUACAGUAAAUAUUUAUAUUAUCCCUACAUAAGUUGUAUACCUACAGAGGUGUGUACAAGCCAAGGACAAUUUUAAAUGUCAUAUUUAUGAAAUGGUGCACCCAUGACAGAUGAGAACUGCACCACCUCAGCAGCCCUGCUCUUUUCGUCUGUCAUUUUAUUUUUAUUUUUAAAUCACAGUAAACAAUGCUCCACCAAAUCCAACUCUGACUGUGUACAUGAUGGAAUAUGUACACGGACAUUUAGGCUACGAGUAAUACAAAAAAAAAAAAGAGAGAGAAGUUGCAUGUAAUUACCAAAGGUGUAUUUAGUUUCUUUUAUGUGAUUUAUAAUCAGCAAGGCGAAACCAAAGACAUGCAGACAUGAGCAUUCUGUUUUGUUCUGUUGUUGUUUUUUUCCCAUGAUUUUCAUAAACACUACAAAGCAUUAUUGAUGAUUGACAAGAGAUAUGCAGAGUGGUGAAAAUGAAGUGAAUGUCAAAAUGAAAGUAAUUAAAGUGUUUCUGAAGGA